Salvia hispanica is the source of this 577-nucleotide messenger RNA. RefSeq lists its product as uncharacterized. The record is from RefSeq and is a predicted model, not a curated record. Lineage: Eukaryota; Viridiplantae; Streptophyta; Magnoliopsida; Lamiales; Lamiaceae.
UAUAAAUCUCGAUGGAUCGAACCCGAAUUCCAAUUUGCUCAAAACAAAUUCUCUCAUUUCGAUCCUUCCUUCUACAGUUUCUGCUUGUGUGAUUUUCCAAGCUCUGCAUUUCAGAGAGAGAGGGGGGAGAAGAGAUGGCAAUCAGCGCGACUAUGUUCGGGGCACUACUGGGAAUGGGGACCCAGAUGUACUCUAAUGCUCUCCGCAAGCUUCCUUACAUGCGUCAUCCGUGGGAACAUGUGCUGGGGAUGGGUUUGGGGGCUCUAUUUGUUAACCAAUUGAUCAAGUUCGAUGCAAAGGCUCAGGAGGAUCUUGACAAAUUACUCAUCAAGGCCAAACAAGCCAACGAACGUCGCUACUUUGAUGAUGAUGAAGAAUAAAAGAUGUGGAAAUGGUCAAACCUCUUUUGUAUCUGAAUUACAUUUCUGCAAACAUUUGUUAGCCUAGUUUUGUACCAGGCUUGUGUUGCCCUGUAUGGGCUUGCUCCGGCUGUUUUUAUGAGAAUAAAAAUCUUUGUGGUGUACAUUUGUUUGCAACAUACUACUACUAUGUUUUGUUAACAAAAUUUAUUUGAGCA